This is a messenger RNA of Liolophura sinensis, 785 nucleotides long. RefSeq names its product alpha-mannosidase 2x-like. Gene Ontology annotation, molecular function: alpha-mannosidase activity; carbohydrate binding. The coding region runs from base 165 to 785 and encodes 206 amino acids. Gene Ontology annotation, biological process: protein deglycosylation; mannose metabolic process; N-glycan processing. Lineage: Eukaryota; Metazoa; Mollusca; Polyplacophora; Chitonida; Chitonidae. The record is from RefSeq and is a predicted model, not a curated record. The transcript has 7 exons. Gene Ontology annotation, cellular component: Golgi membrane.
UGCCAGCACUGAUGUUUAUAUUUAAUAUUAUUGUCCUGCCGAGCAUGGGUUGAAGGUAUUUAACAAAGUGCAGUCAUUAAUGCUAGGUACAUGUGAUUCAGUGAACAAUUGAGUUCUCUGAUGUACAUGUAUAUUAUACAUCUGACUUGCUUUUCAGAGGACCUAUGAAGAAUCCUGAACAGCUUUCUGUGAAGAACUCUCAGCUGAGUGAAGAUUUUAGUGGUGAAACAGGGCUGCUAACAUCCGUGACAUCAAAGGAGGACAGUGUAAAACAACAGAUCCAGCUGAGUUUUGUCAUGUAUGGGGUAAAGAUGGCGAAGGAAAAAAGCGGGGCCUACCUCUUCUUACCAGAUGGGGAGGCACAGCCUGUUGCAAUAUCCAAGCCCUUUAUCCAUGUUUUAAGGGGCCCGUUGAUGUCAGAGGUCAAGGUCAUGCUGCUUAAUGUUGAACAUGUGGUCUGGCUACAGAACUCACCAGGGGCUUUCAGCAUUUAUCACAUUCACCGACGCCGCACGCUUGACAAGCUGCUAUUGCGAGCUAACUACUACCCCAUGCCUACAGUGGUAUACCUGGAAGAUGACAUAAAAUGUAUUACCAUGGUAACAGCACAAGCUCCGAGUGUUGCUAGCUUGAAGCAAGGUCAGUUUGAGAUCAUGCAGGAUCAAAGACUGUGUCAGGAUAACAACAGAGGCCUGGGUCAGGGCGUCCUGGACAACAAGCGUACCCCUAAUAAGUUUAGAUUGUUUAUAGAAAGAAGGACGGGUAAAAAAUUGCUGGAAUCAUGA